AUGAAUCGAACGUUGGCUCUUCUCUCACUUAACGGCAAAAACAUCGUGUUUUCGCCACCCAACGACCGUUGGCGAAAGUUGCGACGGCUGUCGACGCUCCACCUUCUGUCUGCGAAGAAACUGCAGGAGAGCCUUCCCGUGCGAGAGGAGGAGGUUCGCGACAUGCUCAAUGCGAUCGCUGCUGACGUGGCUAGUACUGCUAACGAAGCCGCUGCUGGCGCAGGACCUAGUCCUUCGGAUGUGACUAAAACGUGUGCUGCUACUACGGGAGGAGCGGCGAAAUCUGCUGGCGUGGCGGAGGAGGGGGUCAUAGAAGUGCGAAGGUAUUUAAAUCGCGCGACGCUCAACAACAUUAUGCGCGUGACUGUCGGGACGCGCUUCGGCUAUUCCUCGAUUAGCGGCGCGGCGGCGAGCACCACGCUUCUCGAAGCCGGGAUGCGCAUCGACUGGAACGCGCGCAUUGCCGCAAUGGGCGGCGAGAAUCGCGGCGGUGAGAUUCGACGCGGCGCUGUCGCCGACGCAGCUGCAUCUCCAGCCACGGGGUCUGACGCUUCGGCAGCGGCAGAACAAGAUAGCUCCAAGCUUCUACCCUCACAGACAGAGAAGGCGGAUAGUGGUACUAAUGCUGUUAAGACGAACUCAUCGUCUCCAAUGGAAGAAGCGGAAGGAAACAUAGCGCUUGCGAUAAUAGAGGAGGGCUUUGCUCUUGCGGGGACAUUCAAUAUCGCGGAUUUCGUGCCCUGGCUGAGCUAUUUGGACCCGCAGCGCAUAUACGCGCGCACGAAGCGUCUCGUGCCGCAGCAGCACGGAUUGAUGCGCGCGUGCAUCGCGGAGCGACGCCAGCUCCUGCUGAAAACGCGGUCAGGGGGACGCGAAAAGCCUGAGGACUCGGCCCUUGUAGAUUCUUUGUUCGAGAUUGAAGGGGAGGGGGAGGAUAAAGUGGAUCAAGACGAGAUGCUGCUGCUCGCGAUUGAUAUGAUGAUGGCCGGGACUGAUACCACCGCCAAAACCGUGGAAUGGACACUUGCUGAGCUGGCGCAGCACCCUGACAUGCUGGAAAGGCUCCGUGCUGAGGUGGAUGCGGCAUAUGCCAGGUCAGCAAGUGCAGCCGCUGAAGCAGCUGGAGCAGCUGAAGCAGGAGGAUCGGAAUUGGUGAUCUCUCUUCCAGUAGCAGAAAUGCCUUACCUGCAGGCUGUUUUAAAAGAAUCACUUAGGCAUCAUCCGGUCGCUCCGUUCCUCGGUCCCCACAUAACAACUGGCAGCGUUACUCUAGGUGGUUACCACAUCCCUCCCAACACCAUGAUCCAGAUCAACAGUUGGGCUCUCACGCACGAUCCAACGGUCUGGAUCAACCCGCACGAAUUUGACCCCUCCAGGUUCCUUGACCCUGCUGCCCCUGGCGUGACCGGGCAGAAUUUCAGCCUCCUGCCCUUUGGUUCGGGCAGGCGCGGGUGCCUUGGGAUGAAUAUGGGGUUGGACUUUGCUGCCCGCCUGCUGGCAAAUUUCGUUCGGCGGUUUGAUUUCAAGCUGCCCGAAGAUGUUAGGGCAGCUGGAGGGCUGGAUAUGACGGAAACUAUUGGGCUGACCAUGGCUCUCGCUAAGCCACUCAGGCUUGUGGUGAGGGAGAGAAAGGUAGUGGCAGGGGCGGUGGUGGCUGCUUCAGGGGCAUGA
Closterium sp. Yama58-4 is the source of this 1671-nucleotide messenger RNA. NCBI's taxonomy places the organism in Eukaryota, Viridiplantae, Streptophyta, Zygnematophyceae, Desmidiales, Closteriaceae. The record is from the annotation of a GenBank genome assembly.